CUGUUCAGAACAUAAGACUCUCCCUGAUCCUCUCUCUCUCUCUCUCUCUCUGUUUAGGAUCAACAAUGGCGGAAAUGAAACAAAGCAUAGUGUUAUACCCAGCAUCACCUGGAUCGCACCACAUGGUUUCCAUAGUCGAACUAGGAAAACUCAUCUCCCAACGCCACCCCAACUUGUCCAUAACAGUCUUGCUCGACACAUCUUCCCCUCUCGCCAAAUCCUCAUACAUCAACCAUCUUCUCUCUUCUAACUCUGCUCCCGAUCAAGCCCGCAUCUCCUUCUUCACUCUCCCCGCACUCAGCCUCCCCCAACCCGACGCCCAAACCAGACCCGAACGCGUACACCAACUCAGGCUUCAAACUGUCCCCAAUGUCCUCCAAGCCCUCAAGACCAUCUCUCUCACUUCCAAAGUCCUCGCCUUUAUCACGUCACUAUGGCAUCACCCUUACGACCCUGAAAUCCCAACUUACUAUUACUUCACCUCCUGCGCCUCUGCUCUUGCUCUGUUUCUGUACUUCCCCACUGUCCAUGAUCAAACGCCGGAGAGCUUCAAGGACCGAAACGACGACGUUGUUGAGUAUCCGGGAUUGCCAGCGCUCCGAGGCUCCCAAAUGCCGGGUCCUAUUCUCGACCGCAACGAGGCUGAAUAUGAUUUCUUUCUCUAUUUUGCUUCCUGUCUUCCAAAAGCGAAGGGAAUUAUAACAAACACCUUCCAAGAACUUGAGCCUCGAGCAAUCAAGGCCAUAAAGGAAGGUGUUUGUGUUCCUAAUCAUCAAACCCCGCCGUUAUAUCACAUCGGGCCGUUGAUUUCCGACUCUGAAAAUAGGUCGAUCCAAGGCGGUUCGCCUAUGCCAACUAACUGUUCCACGUUAUGGCUGGAUAAGCAGCCGAGUCGGAGUGUGGUGUACUUGUGCUUUGGAAGCAGAGGUACGUUUUCUGAAGAGCAGUUUAAGGAAUUGGCUAUAGGCUUGGAGAGAAGCAAGUUGAGAUUUUUGUGGGUUGUGAAGAGUCAACUGGAUUUGGAGGUACUAAUGCCACAAGGGUUCUUGGAGAGGACCAAAGAUAGAGGUCUUGUAGUCACGUCUUGGGCGCCACAGGUUGCUAUUCUAAGCCAUGAAUCUGUGGGUGGGUUUGUCACUCACUGUGGGUGGAACUCGAUCACUGAAGCAGUGACUUAUGGAGUGCCAAUGGUGGCUUGGCCUUUGUAUGCUGAGCAGGAAGUGAACAGUGUGGUGUUGGUGGAGGAAAUGAAGCUGGCAAUACCGGUAUUUGAGGUGCCGUCGAAGUCAAAACAAGGGUUGGUGAGUGCAGAUGAGGUGGAGAAGAAGGUGUUGAGGUUGAUGGACAUGGAGUCGGAGGAAGGGAAAAGUCUAAGAGAAAGGUGUCAAGCUGUCAAGGAAAUGGGUUUGGCUGCUUGGAGAAAUGGUGGCUCAUCCUUCACUUCUUUUUCAGAGCUGAUGGAAUUAACCACUCUAGGAGACCAACUGCAGACCCAUUUCCACAUAAGCAAACCUUGGUUUGUCACAUUAAUAGUUCAUUUUGCCUCGUUGAAGGUGCAUCGCAUGCUAUACCACAAUAAGGGUUAGUAGCAUGCCGCUCCCCUUUGUUCAUUAGCUGUGUACCAUUUUGCCUUCUGAGCUUAUUGAUCCAAUUACACGGAGUUGGGAUUUAAAUCUUAUUACCAGGUACUUCUCUCAGGCUGAUAUUGAUCUUAUUCUAAAUAUUCCUUUGAGUAGGACUGUAGGGGGAGAUAGACAGAUUUGGCAUUUCCAUAAAAACUGAGUGUUUACUACAAAUAGUGCGUACUAUGUGGCGAAGGAUCUUGUACUUGGGGUAGUUUUAGUGCCUCCAUUAGCGAUUGAUCCUAUAAACUUAUAAAGGCAGUUUGGAAGGCUAUAUGGAGGGCGGCAGCAAAUAUAUUGCCUGCUAGAAUGAGUCUUAGUUCUAAAGGUUAUGUAGGGGAGAUGGGAUGUGUGCUAUGUGACCAUGAUAUGGAGAAUAGUCUCCAUGAUAAUGAGUCUUAGUUCCAAUGCCCAUACGCACAGGAGGUGUGGAAUAGAGUGGGGUUGCAGGGACUUGGGGGGAUGCCUUCCAAUUUUCAGGAAUGGCUACUGGAGAUAGUAUCCAAUUUAAACAAGGAACAAUUAAAUAAGGUCUUCAUGCUAUUAUGGGGCAUUUGGAGGAGCAGAAAUACCAAGAUAUGGGAACAAAAGGCACAACUUGUUUCUGAGGUUGUGAUUUUCACUCUUGGGUGGUAUGAGGAGUUUAAAAUAUGUCAUACUCAACCUAAGGUUACAACUCAACAAUCUGUGCAGUGGACCAAACCAAGUUUUGGUUGGUUGAAAAUAAAUUGUGAUGGUGCGUAUCAAGGUUCAAAUCGACGUGGAGGAGCUGGUUUCGUCGUUCGAAACAGUGAGGGUGCUUUUCAGUCCGGCGCUGCUAGGCUAUGUGCACAGUUGACCUCUCCGUUCCAUGCGGAGUUGAGUGCACUGCAGUAAGGUAUCAAGUGGGCACUGUCCUUGCAUUAUGCGCAUGAGUGCUUUGAAACGGACUGCUCUCUGUUGGUCUAAGACUCCAAGCUAUCCAUUAAGAUGGGGCUAAAUUUGUCUAAUAUGAGUAUACUCAUACAUGACAUAAAGACGUUAUUGAAGGACCAUCCGGGUUUCUUAUGUCCCAAGAGAAGCCAAUAUAGUUGCUCAUUUAUGCGCCUCCUAUACUUCAAGGAAUAGUGAUAACUAAAUUUGACUUUUA
This is a messenger RNA of Rosa rugosa (rugosa rose), 2751 nucleotides long. Its product is annotated as UDP-glycosyltransferase 88F4-like. Bases 66 to 1586 code for a protein of 506 amino acids. The record is from RefSeq and is a predicted model, not a curated record. The transcript has 2 exons. Gene Ontology annotation, molecular function: UDP-glycosyltransferase activity. NCBI's taxonomy places the organism in Eukaryota, Viridiplantae, Streptophyta, Magnoliopsida, Rosales, Rosaceae.